Messenger RNA from Aspergillus bombycis, 1128 nucleotides. RefSeq lists its product as uncharacterized. NCBI's taxonomy places the organism in Eukaryota, Fungi, Ascomycota, Eurotiomycetes, Eurotiales, Aspergillaceae. The transcript is spliced from 6 exons. Bases 1 to 1128 code for a protein of 375 amino acids. The record is from RefSeq and is a predicted model, not a curated record.
AUGUACGCUACACCAGUGGCAGUGAUAGUCAUUAGCACGGUGUUCCCUGUAUUAGGAAUCACCGUGGUCGCCUUGCGGUUCUACACGCGGAUCAAAGUUGGAUCACUGUCUAUGCUAUGGAUUGACGAUUGGUUGACGAUCCCGGCAUUGAUAUUCGAAUUAGUUCUGGCAACUCUACUGAUAUGGGGAGGCGUGACGAAAUCCUUAGGGGAUGUCCUCCCUCCCCCAACUGUCCCCGGCCCCAAUGGUUACCUCUUCUCCACAUCGCCACGCCAGAUCAGACUCCAACAGAUACAAUAUUUCGCUGACAUCGCCGCCAUCCUCGCCUUUGGGUUCAUCAAGCUUAGCAUUCUCUUCUUCUACCGAAAGCUUUUCUGUGGUGCCCGAAUGAGUAGAACAGUAUUCGGUAUCGUGACCUGGAUGGUUAUCGUUCUCAUCCUGGCCUGGACGACAGCAUUCGGCAUCGGGUCGGUCUUUCUAUGUGGAAUUUACCCGGCAAAUGCAUGGAAACCAGUGGCCGUGGUUGCCGAGAAAUGCAGUGCUCAGUUACCACUCCUGGAGGGUUAUGCGAUCUCAGAUUUCAUUAUGGAUGUAGUGAUCUGGUCUAUGCCUAUUCCGAAGAUUCUAACUUUGAAUAUGACUAUGCAGCAAAAGAUGGCAAUCAUGGGCGUGUUUCUUGUUGGUCUUGUCGCAACUGCAGCAUCCGCAACAAGAAUGGUCAUCUACAUUAAAUAUGUCGUGAACGCAUUCGCUCAAUCUGACGGAGAGACCCUAAUUACGUACCUGCUAUUCUGGACCAUGAUUGAAUGUGGACUUGGAAUCAUUGUCAUCUGUCUGCCGUGCCUGCGUCCAUUAUAUGUAACCUUUCCUGCACGCUCUAUCCUGAGCAGCCUCCGAAGAAUGUGGUCCAUGCGCUCACUGAAGAAACGAUGGCUGCAACUCUCUGGCGAUAUAGCACUCGAUGAUCUUGGUUCCUUGGGUAACUCAGCAUGUCCAAAUUCUAACUUCCAGCGUCACAGAUCCGACGGCACGAGUAAUACUUAUGCUGUGGAAGUACGCGGUUCAGUGAAAUCAUAUGGAGGGCCAAAAUCGGGGAUUCGGGUUGAGCACGAGCUUGAGCAGUACUAA